UACAAAGACGCAAUUUUUUUUUCAUGAUCCAGGACUUAAGCAUGUUCGGACUCGCAAUAUUGUUGGCAGCAGGAGCAACUCUAGCAAGUGGACUUGCGAAUACCCCAUAUGUUCAGUCGAGGGAAGCCUUCACACAUGCGAGAACAUUAAUCUCUGAAUACUUAGCUCCCCAAGAUGGUGACAUGCACGACCCUGAAGCUCGGAAGCAUUUCUCCUUCGGCAUCUUGGCUGGGGUGACUGCUGGACUGGUCACGGCCAACAGAACCGACCCCGCUUACAACCCACUGCUUGUAUUGGACAAGACCUUCCCUCACGCGUGGAGGAACUACAAGCAGAUAUCUCAAAGAGGGCAGACACUAUUGAACGAAGCUUCGGCGAAAAUAAAUCUGAUUGAAGAUCUCAUCGACAACUUAUGCGACGCAGAAAGUGUUGAACAAUGUAACAUCAAAGUUAACGCUAAAGUGCAAAGAAAUCCACAUGCGUACAAACUCCCCGCCGAUCUACUGUUACUACUUGGCAGCGUAUCAGAUGCAAUAAGGGACCUCGAACCAACUAUAAAUACUGUUACCAAAGGUAGAACCGAGAUACCCUACUUAAUAGACAACGUACAGACAUCCGAAUUCAGGACUUUGGUUGAAGACUUGGCUGACACUUACCACAAAAUGAGGGAGCUACAUUUCAGACGGUACAAUCCGCAUAUACUGUAGAGUAAUGUGAGAGGUUUUGCGAAUUUCUACACUGAAAUAAAAUUAACGAACCACGUGUGAAGCUUA
Messenger RNA from Pararge aegeria (speckled wood butterfly), 773 nucleotides. RefSeq lists its product as uncharacterized. Bases 24 to 707 code for a protein of 227 amino acids. The record is from RefSeq and is a predicted model, not a curated record. The transcript is spliced from 3 exons. NCBI's taxonomy places the organism in Eukaryota, Metazoa, Arthropoda, Insecta, Lepidoptera, Nymphalidae.